Molecule: messenger RNA, 756 nt
Organism: Strongylus vulgaris
Lineage: Eukaryota; Metazoa; Nematoda; Chromadorea; Rhabditida; Strongylidae
Source: the annotation of a GenBank genome assembly
AUGACAAUCGAUGGCGUCUGGGAGGAUCUCUACAAUGGUCUCCAGGCUGUUUACCGACGGGAAGUGAUGAAAUCUCAGCGAUAUAUGGAGCUAUACACGAGCGUGUACGAUUUCUGUACCGCUGUCUCGGUAAAUCCUUCCACACCUGCCGGUGGCGUUGUCGGUCGUCCGAGUAGAUCGGGUGCACGUUCAUCUCACAAAAACUACAAUGCUGAGGAUGGAGCGGUGACAGGAACAGAUUUUGUUGGUGUUGAAAUGUAUGCAAAACUGACUGCAUUUAUUGAAUCUUACGGCGCCCAAGAUUUGCUUGGUGAGGACUUGUUACGUUAUUACACGACGCAGUGGUCAGAAUUCAGAUUUUCCUCAAAGGUUGUUGAUGGCAUUUUCUCCUACCUUAAUAGACACUGGAUCAAACGGGAAUUAGACGAAGGAAACGGGAACAUUUACAUGAUAUACACGUUAGCACUUGUGAUAUGGAAAAGAAUUUUAUUCAUGGAAAGUAAAGAACGGGUCACUGAUGCUGUACUGGAUCUGAUUAGGCGUGAACGAAAUGGAGAGACGAUUCCUCGGAAACUAAUUCGUGAUGUAACAGAUUGUUACGUUGAACUCGGCAUAGAAGAAGAUGAAACCCCGGAUCAGGUGCGCUCUGCUCAACCAAAUCCCAAUGCAAAGCUGAAGGUGUAUAUGGACCAUUUCGAAGCGAAGUUUCUCCGAGAAACAGAGAACUACUAUGCCAAUGAAGCCCAAGCUUUCUUG